This is a messenger RNA of Ylistrum balloti, 1102 nucleotides long. Its product is annotated as coiled-coil domain-containing protein 34-like. The record is from RefSeq and is a predicted model, not a curated record. Lineage: Eukaryota; Metazoa; Mollusca; Bivalvia; Pectinida; Pectinidae. The transcript is spliced from 4 exons. Bases 119 to 1102 code for a protein of 327 amino acids.
ACAUGCGACAGAUUCAGACUUGAUUUGAUAUUAGUUCCGACUAGCAUUUUGAUUACGGCUAGAAACAAGAGAAGGUUUCUGACUUAUGGAGAAAUAGACAGCAAGGUCAGAGGUCAAAAUGAGUUUGCGUCCCAGGCCGGUCACAGCGACUGUCACCAAACCAAAAUGGAUGGAGCCUCAAGUUUUUCGACGUCAAUCCCUGUCCUUGGAGUCAGGUGGGUCUACUGCGUCCUUGACCUCUGUUCUUGACCAUGACAGCUACAUAAGUCCAACUCCAAGUGAUGAUGAGGACUGGACAUAUAAUAAAGAAAAUUGUGGGAAGAGUGAUGGGAGUGAAGAGAAGGGAGACGAUCAGAAAGACCACUACAUAGAUAAAAGAACCAUUGAAAGGAAAUUGGCAAAGUAUGAUGAAAGUACCUACACAGAAGUGACAGACAGUGUUAACUCCCCGGAGGCAAAAUUAUCUCCAUGGGAAAAAUGGCUCAUCUCAAAGACAAAAUCAGAACGUAAGUCACGUAAGCAGAAGUCAGUGGAAAAGAAAGAACAAAAACAGAAACUAGAGGAGGAAAAACAAUUAAAAGAAAAGAACAAAGAGAAAGUAGAAGAAAAUCGUAGAAAAUGGUUAGCAGAAAAACAAGAAAGGGCAAAAAUACGCAAAAAAUUGGACCAGCAGCAAGCAAAAACUGAGGAAAGACUAAAAGCUGAAAACGAGAGAAACAUUGCUGAGAAAGCAGAACGAGAGUUUAAAAGGUGGAAGGCAGAGAAAAACAAGGCCUUGCGAGAAAAAGAAAGAAAAGAACAACAGAAAAGCAAGGAGAAAGAGAUGGAACAGGCAGAGAAACAAAGGAAAGCAGAGGAAAAAUACAAGGAGUGGUGUCAAAAGGCCGCAAACAGACCAAAAUCUGUCCCUAACAGCUUUGGCUACACUUCGGGUAAACUCACAGGUUACCAUGACACGAGUGCCUACCCUCCCCCAUCAUUCUACAACCCAAUUCCAUGGCACCACAAUCCAGUCCCGAGACAGAGAACAGAGAAGAACAAAACAAAGACAAAACCAAGCAAAACAAAAAACUAUGUGUGGAAUCCUAGCAAGUAUCUCUGA